Molecule: messenger RNA, 2166 nt
Organism: Diatraea saccharalis (sugarcane borer)
Lineage: Eukaryota; Metazoa; Arthropoda; Insecta; Lepidoptera; Crambidae
Source: the annotation of a GenBank genome assembly
ACACUGUAGUCUUUGAUUAAGUCUGUCUUCGUAGCGUAUGCCAAUUUCAUUCAUAGUGUGCUUUUAGAAUUUAACUUGUAAUUAUUAACUAUUACGAAUACCACUAUAUUUACAUAAUUUUAAUCUGUAAUUAAACAAAUAAUUCGAAUUAUCCGAAUACAUUUUCUUUUGUUACUUGUUUAUUGUGUGCAUCUUCCGAGCUCCACGGCCGUCAUCGCCACUAUCAAGAGGUAAUUAUAUCAUUUACAAAAUGCCUAGAAAAGUAUUCGUCGUUGGCGUCGGGAUGACAAAGUUCAUCAAACCUGGUUCUAAUAAAGAUUAUCCAGAAUUAGGAAAGGAGGCAGUAUUGGAAGCGCUCUCAGAUGCGAGGAUAAAGUAUGACGAUAUUCAACAAGCCGUCUGUGCCUAUGUUUUUGGUGACUCUACAUGUGGCCAACGUGUUUUAUACCAGGUUGGAAUGACGGGUAUACCCAUAUACAAUGUUAAUAAUAACUGCUCAACUGGAUCUAGUGCCCUUUAUCUCGCUAAACAACUUAUCGAAGGUGGGGUGUCUGAUGUUAUCUUGGCUGUAGGUUUCGAGAAAAUGGCACCUGGAGCAUUAGGCUCUGGAGGAUUUACAGAUAGGACCAACCCAUUGGACAGGCAUGUGCUCAAAAUGUCUGAGUUAGCUGACAUUGCAGCAGCACCAAUGACACCACAAUUCUUUGGUAAUGCUGGCAUUGAACAUAUGAAAAAAUAUGGCACAACAGAAUUGCAUUUUGCAAAAGUGGCUGCUAAAAACCACCGACAUGGUGCUAAAAACCCUCGAGCCCAAGGUAAUAGGGAAUAUACAGUUGAGGAAGUUCUUAAAUCAAGAAAAAUUUAUGGUCCUCUGACUAAGCUGCAGUGUUGUCCCACUAGUGAUGGUGCAGGAGCUGCAAUUUUAAUGUCUGAAGAGGCAGUUAUACAAUAUGGUCUUCAGAGUAAAGCCAUUGAAAUAAUUGGUAUGGAAAUGGCUACUGACACUCCAGCUGUUUUUAAUGAAAACAGCUUAAUGAAAGUUGCAGGAACUGAUAUGACUGCCUUAGCAGCCAAACGACUUUAUGAAAAGACUGGAAUAUCUCCAAUGCAAGUAGAUGUUGUUGAACUACAUGAUUGCUUUUCAGCAAAUGAAUUAAUUACAUAUGAAGGGUUACAGCUUUGUGGAGAGGGCCAGGCAGGAAAGUUUAUUGAUGCUGGAGACAAUACUUAUGGUGGGAGAGUGGUUGUGAAUCCUAGUGGAGGUUUGAUAGCCAAAGGUCACCCUUUAGGAGCCACAGGUCUGGCACAAUGUGCUGAACUUGUGUGGCAGCUCCGAGGGGAAGCUGGACAACGACAGGUACCUCACGCAAGGAUAGCUUUGCAACAUAACUUGGGUCUUGGAGGAGCAGUCGUCGUAACAAUGUACCGCAAAGGAUUUGAGAAUGCUGCACCUAAUAAGGCUGCGGCCGUUGCCGACAGCCCAGAUGGUUUCAUAGUUCACAAGUACAUCAAGCUUCUUGAAGAAUUGAUGGAGUCAGAUGAAGAAAAACUUAUCGAAAAAGUGAGAGGCAUAUACGGAUUGAAAGUGAAGAACGGCCCGAAUGGUAACGAAGGCUACUGGGUUAUAAAUGCGAAAGUAGGCAAAGGCAAGGUUACGUAUAACGGUUCAGAGAAACCUGAUGUCACUUUCACUGUGAACGACGAGGAUAUCGCUGAUUUGAUUACGGGUAAACUUAAUCCUCAGAAAGCAUUUUUCCAAGGGAAGAUUAAGAUCCAAGGUAACAUGGGCCUGGCAAUGAAAGUCGCAGACUUACCUCGACAGGCAGCGAGUAGGGUUGAAAUGAUACGUUCCAAACUAUAAAACUUUAUACUUCUUGAAUUCGGGAUUUCCCUAGGUUAUGGAAAUGAGGUUAAGGGUAUUCUAAUGGGGCAAUUGUACGUAUGUCGCAUUACUCAAAUAUCAAACUCUUUAAUACCAAUAAUGCGAAUAAUAAUCAUAACAUUUAUGUCAAUGAAAUUAAUUAUAUAAUUAAUGGUGCAAUUUUAGGAUGUUGAUAAGAAUUCGAUCUAGAUUUUAUACAUAUUUUUUAUCCUAUGAGGUUUUACCAUUCCAAACGGUCACACAACUAUUAUUUUUUAUAAUUUUGUUAAUAAAUACUUUUUUCC